AUGACCUGCGGUAUGGUAGUGUAUGCAGGGCAGUUCUGGCAUGUAUCUGACCUACAUUUAGAUCCGACUUACCACAUUACCCCUGAUCGCACCAAAGUUUGUUCUUCUUCCAAAGGAGCCAAUGCCUCCAACCCAGGCCCUUUUGGAGAUUUUUUGUGUGAUUCUCCAUAUCAACUUAUUUUGUCAGCAUUUGCAUUCAUGAAGGAUUCAGAACAGCAGGCUUCAUUCAUGAUUUGGACAGGAGAUAGCCCUCCUCAUGUUCCUGUAAAAGAACUCUCAACAAAGUUGGUGAUUAGCAUCAUCGGCAAUAUGAGUUCUACAAUUCGUAAUUUCUUUCCAGAUCUUCAGGUUUUCCCGGCCUUGGGCAAUCAUGACUACUGGCCACAGGAUCAGCUUCCUGUAACUACCAGUGAAGUUUACAAUGCUGUAGCAGAUUUCUGGAAACCUUGGCUAACAGAUGAAGCAAUCAAUACCUUCAGAAAAGGUGGCUUCUACACACAGCUGUUUGAAUCCAGUGAUAGCCCUCAACCACUCAGGAUAAUCAGUCUGAACACAAAUUUAUAUUACAGCCCCAACUAUGUAACUGUGAAUAUCACUGACCCAGCCAACCAGUUUGCCUGGCUGGAGGGAAUACUAGAAACCUCUUCACAAAAGAAGGAAAAGGUAUAUAUAAUAGGACAUGUACCAAUAGGAUACUUGCCAUAUGCAAGGAAUACUACAGCUAUCAGGGAGUAUUACAAUGAGAGACUGGUAAAGAUUUUUCGCAAAUACAGUAGUGUGAUUGCGGGGCAGUUUUUUGGACAUACGCAUAGAGAUAGUAUCAUGGUCCUCCUGGAUGAAGAAGAAAAGCCAGUAAAUUCCUUGUUCGUGGCACCUGCUGUAACCCCAGUAAAGAAUGUAUGGCAAAUGGAGUCCAAUAACCCUGGUGUCAGAUUGUAUCAAUAUGAUCUUCUUGAUUAUAGCUUGCUGGAUCUUUGGCAGUUUUAUUUGGACCUCAGAGAUGCCAACAAGAAAAAUGAAUCGAACUGGAAAUUAGAAUACAUCCUCACUAAAGCUUAUGGCAUUGAAGACUUGAAGCCAGAAAGCCUAUAUGAAAUGGCCAAGCAGUUGUCUGUGCCACACAGCACACUGUUUGAACAGUAUUACAGUAACUUCAUUGUGAGUUAUGACAAAACCAUUGUCUGUGAAGAGGGGUGCAAGACCUGCCAAAUAUGUGCAAUUCAAUAUUUGGAUUACUCCUCAUACACAGAUUGUCUCAAUCGGGAAGCAGCGUGGAGAUGAAGUCUUCGUGCAAUUUAUGCUGAUAUUGACUUUAGCCUGUGAUUUAAAGAACCUGCUCAUCCUUUUGCUCGAGCACUCAAUGCUGACAGGGAGCCUGUGAGACUUCUCUGAAUUUCAGGGGAGCAAUAAAUCUCCCUAGAUCUUUCUUCUUGUGAACAUGGUUUCCUUCCACAUCUAAAUAAAAGUCUAUUGGCUAUGUAAUAGUGACCAGAUACUUUGCUGUUGUUUCAAGUGUCCUGUGCCCUCUGUAACAGGCAUCCCAGUAUGCGGGAAUAGACGUUACUCAGUUCUUUGGAAAUCCAAGUCUCUUUUCUCAGGGUGUGUAAAGGUAGGCAAUGCCAUUUCAGGCAUGGGAUUUGUAUGGGGGCAGGUUUCAACC
Pelecanus crispus (Dalmatian pelican) is the source of this 1660-nucleotide messenger RNA. The record is from RefSeq and is a predicted model, not a curated record. Lineage: Eukaryota; Metazoa; Chordata; Aves; Pelecaniformes; Pelecanidae.